UUGGCUUUUAUGAUAACAAUUGAGGGAAUGGAUUCCUAUAAAAGAGGGAGAGAAAGUGGGGAGGGAAAAAUACCAACUUCCGGACAACGACCGCUAUUGGCCUCUUGGAGGUCAGCCGUGUGUGUUACGACGCUGCAAGGCAAUAGUCCAUGAUUUAUGCUGAGAGCCAAGAUAUAAUUUGCACGAUCUUCUUCAAAUCGCCAUUGAAGGUGCACGUCUUCCCCAGAGCAUCUCGCCUUACACAGGAUAAAUUAAUUGAGCCUUGAAUUAGAAACCCAAGUUCUUGCAUCAGUGCUUUCAGCUACAGCAACUCACGAGCCUCCACUAACCAUUGACCGGCAGUGAUCAGAGCGAGUCCGAGACAAUAUUAUGAUGUCAAGGAAAGAUCCACUAGCUUCUGAAGCAGAACCUUGGCUUGUUUUUUGCUAUGGCGAUGACAUAGCUGGUCAAACUUUCUACAACGUAUCAGAGGAUAGUUACUACAUUAUGAGCAUAUCUGACAUGCUCCAGAAAGGCAUUUGCACUGGUUCACAUGGAUGGGUAGUAAUAUUGGAUACUAAACAAGGACAAUGUUUCUUGUUGUAUCCUUUUACUUUGGAGAAAAUCCAUCUACCACCACGGGAAUGGAAAUCAUUCAAAUACAAUGAAUGUUUGCUAUCAUCUUCCCCCCAUGAUCCCAAUUGCAUUGUCAUGUUCACAUACUGUGACGAAACAAGACUCUUGCUUUGUCGGGUUGGAGAUGAAAGAUGGUUCACGUUUAAUAUGUUAAACACGGUAGGAAACUUCUAUAGUCCAGUUAUUUGCAACGGGACUAUAUAUGGAUUAGAUACUAACGACCGACUUCUGAGGUUUGAAACGGGACAUGCUGGUCCUAUUCGUUCUAUCAAAAUCAAAUAUUUACAGGCUGUCCCGCAUUUAGAAUCAGAUUCAAUGGGUGCAAAUUUGGUAGGAUUUUACGAUUGGAAUCUGGUAGGGUUUAGCAAUGAGCUCUUUCUUGUUCAUAAGUAUCACUUGACCCGAAGAACAGGAACAAUGGUUUGGAGUUUUCAGAUUUUCAAGAUGGACUUUUCGAGAAAGAAAUGGCAAAUAGUGAGAAACCUUGGAAACAAGGCAUUAUUCAUUGAUCCGAAAACAAAAGGUGUUUUCUAUUCUACUACGACAGGGUCAUCAUCAUCAUCAAGGAUUUUGAGAAACUCAAUCUACUUUACUCAGAAGGAGGACAGGUACUUGUAUAGAUUCGAUAUGAAAGAGAGAAGCAUUUCCUCUGCAUUGCCAUGUCCACACCUAAAUGACAAGAUGGCUAAUUCAGUGUGGGUAAUGCCUGAUGCUGUCCAAUCUGCAAAGAUGUUUCAGAUGAUGAAGAUGCAUAUGCAGGGACAAAAUAAAGCUUUGGAUGAGAAAGAAAAAGAUAUCCUCGAGGACAGCAAGAAAGGAGAUUAUUUCCCCAUCUCAUCCAAGGUGGUGACAAAGUACUCUUAUCUUGCACCCAUAGUUGGAGCUCUUAUGCGACUACUUAUUGUUCUUUUUGUAAGGAAGAAUAAGAUGAAGCUAGGAUUGGUGAUUGCAGCCGCAAGCACAGGUGCAUUAUUAGUGAUGUCACUUGUCAUUAGGUAAGAAUUCUAUUUGAUUCCAACACCAAUUAUAACAUCUUUAUCUUCAUGUGAUUCUUCUAUUUAAACUCACUGCUUAAGGAUUUCUUAUAAACACAAUCCAUUUAUCAAUUAAUGAUUGAUUUUUCUACUAA
Molecule: messenger RNA, 1744 nt
Organism: Macadamia integrifolia
Lineage: Eukaryota; Viridiplantae; Streptophyta; Magnoliopsida; Proteales; Proteaceae
Exons: 4
Coding region: 370-1614 (414 amino acids)
Source: RefSeq, a predicted model, not a curated record